Messenger RNA from Glycine soja, 2727 nucleotides. RefSeq lists its product as uncharacterized. NCBI's taxonomy places the organism in Eukaryota, Viridiplantae, Streptophyta, Magnoliopsida, Fabales, Fabaceae. The coding region runs from base 269 to 1300 and encodes 343 amino acids. The record is from RefSeq and is a predicted model, not a curated record. The transcript has 3 exons.
GUAUACUUCAUUUCCCUUUGUUCUCCGAGUGCAUACUUGAAUGUGGUGGAUAACAAUACAUCACCGCUUUCAUCUUGUGUACUUGGGGACUUAGGCGAAAUGCUGCCGAAAUUUUGUCAAAUUUAGAAAAGACAAUUAACUUGUAGUAUUCAAUCUACUAUAAAAAAAAUUACUUCCUGAAUGGGAUAGGGCCACACCUUUACUUAGAAAAGUGAGAUGUCGCAUGCAUGUUACAUAACUUCAUAAGGUUGUGCAGCAAACGGACAACAUGGAUCGAAGUUGGAUGAGAGCAUCACGCAUCACUGCUGAUUAUGGGACUGGGGUGGAACAGUUUCUCCAAUUUACCGAAAUGCAUGCCCCCUCCUUGCACGGCAAAUAUUUUUGUCCAUGUGUAAAAUGUGCAAAUGGUAGACACCAGACGCUAAGUGAAAUAAGAUCACAUCUAAUAUGUCACGAGAAGAUUCCAAAUUACACAAACUGGAUAUGGCAUGGGGAAUUGCCAGACAAUCCAACAUUGUCUCACACUGAGGCAAUCGAUGUAGAUACGGGUUGUCGUAUAGAAGAAAUGAUUCGCGACCUAGGGCAGGAUGGUUUUCGACAAGCACAUGCUCCUUUGUAUGACAAAAUAGAGAAUGAUUCAAAGACUCCUUUGUAUUCUGGGUGCACAACAUUCACAAGAUUGUCUGCGGUCUUAGCUUUAGUCAACUUGAAGGCACGAUUUGGCUGGAGUGACAAGAGCUUUACUGAAUUGCUAGUGUUAUUGAAAAAGUUGCUUCCUGAAGAUAACACGUUGCCAAAGAGUCAAUACGAGGCGAAGAAGAUCUUAUGUCCAGUGGGAAUGGAGUACCAGAAAAUCCAUGCAUGCCCAAAUGAUUGCAUAUUGUAUAGAAAUGAGUAUGCAAAAAUGCGCACAUGCCCAACAUGUGGUGUAUCCCGCUACAAGGUCAAAAACCAUGAAGAGAGUGAUGUUGCAACCGCAGAGAACAGUCAUCCAGCAAAGGUUUGUUGGUAUCUUCCAAUAAUACCAAGGUUUAGGCAAUUGUUUGCUAAUAGAUAUGAUGCAAAACAGUUGAUGUGGCAUGUUGAAGGCAGAAAAAUUGAUGGAUUGCUCCAACAUCCGGCUGAUAGUCCGCAAUGGAAGGCAUUCGAUGCUUUGUAUCCUGAUUUUGGGAAUGAGACCAGAAAUCUAAGGCUUGGUCUUGCCUUCGAUGGAAUGAACCCUUUUGGUAACUUAAGCACCAGUCACAGUUCAUGGCCUGUUUUGUUGAUGAUUUAUAACUAUGUUAUGUUAUAUUCGUAAUAAUGAGCAUAGCUACAUUUGGAAAUGGACUACUCUAGUUUUAGAAAUGGACUAUGUUAUGUUAUAUUCGUUUAAGAUUUAUCAGUUUUGGACGUGGCAUGGUAAUAUGCUUCCACUUUUUAUGAACAAUUUGCCUAUACUUCCUUUUGCAAACACCACCUACAUUACUGAAAUAUCUACUCAAAUUAACAGAUAUAUAUUACCAUAUUUCAAGUUCAUAAAAACAGCAAACCAAAAAAGUCAUGAUAAAGCAAUCAUAUACUUCUUGCAUUUCUCCAAUGAUGACAGCUUUAUUGAGUCUAGUUUAGUUUUACGUAUUAAAUUUGUUGUACUAAUACUUGAUGUGAGCCUCACUUGGAUUUUUUCUUUGUAGGGAGGUGAUAACGACAAGCGCAGAGAGACACUUGACAAGGAAGAUAAAUUAAAAAAGGGAAAAUUGAAUGAGAAAAGAGAUGUCAAUUGGUUGUGCUUGUGCGUGAGCUGAUGAAAGUUGUGUUCAUUAACAGAUAUAUACAUUUGUAACUAGGGCCACAUAUUUUGUAGCUUCAGAUAGAAUAGUUGCCUUUAACGGUUCUGUUUAAGCACAUUGGAAGAGUUAAAGAGGCCACUACAGAUGAUGUUAUUCAUGAAAAAGGCUAUAAACUUCACAAAAGAUUGAUUGACAGUGUCUGGUAAUCUACAUGAGAUCCUAAGGUACACCAAAAGCAUUGUCUACUACUGCAACUACUUUGAAGUGUUGGUGAUUCCUAAAUCAUGAGUUGUCGUCUGAACCUCUGGGGGUGGAGAGGGUAGCAUUAAAAUUCCGGGUAGCGGAGAAGCCAUUUCCUGCUGAUGCUCAGGGGAAACAGUCAUGUUCACGCGAUCCCAUCUCGAAGAACAAUCAGUCACAACCUGUUCCUGUGCCUCACUUGAAUUAUUGAUCUUUUUGUUAAAAAUAUGUUUUGCAUGUGUAAUCACCUUUUCCCACACUUUAUGAUCACUUGGUGUGUCAUUGCCUUCUGGUGCCACUGCUUGACAUUGGUGACAGGAUUUUACUAGAGACUGGAUGGCUGAUAGUAGCACACAAAUGGUGGAAGUGGCACCUGAGAUGACAUAUAGAAUCCAUAAACUUCUCAGCUUCAAACUGUCCGUAUCAUCGGAGGUCACGUUGGAGCAUGAUGCCGGUGAGGUAAUCAACCACUUCUCUUCCAAUCUCUUCAGCUCUGCUUUUUCUGAGAGAUGUAAUAUAGCUUUUGACACGUCUCUGGCCACUGGCGAGCCUUUCUGGAACAUCUGCAUUAGAUUAUUUGAAAAUUUUCUGUCAUAACUUAAUGAGUAAUACUAAACUCCAUAAACAUUUUGUAUUCAUCCAUCCGAGUAAGUAUGUAAAACUAUGUCAACAAAAUCUAUAGCAAAAUUGUCUGAUUCCCUAACAUUGUAUUUGUUGA